Molecule: messenger RNA, 3354 nt
Organism: Erinaceus europaeus (western European hedgehog)
Lineage: Eukaryota; Metazoa; Chordata; Mammalia; Eulipotyphla; Erinaceidae
Gene: MTR
Product: 5-methyltetrahydrofolate-homocysteine methyltransferase
Exons: 21
Coding region: 152-2392 (746 amino acids)
Biological process (GO): pteridine-containing compound metabolic process
Molecular function (GO): methionine synthase activity; cobalamin binding; zinc ion binding
Source: RefSeq, a predicted model, not a curated record
GCUCGCGGGGCGCCGGCUGCCGUCCGUCGCUCUGGGCGGCCACAGUGGCGACCGCGUGGGCCCCGCCGCGCCCCGUCCCGAGGAGGAGACUCGGCAGCCCGUCGCCUGCGCCCCAGGAGCACACACGCCCUCCGGAAUAACUACAGCCAACAUGAAGAAAACCCAGCAGGAUGAGAUCGAAGCCAUUCUGCGGGAGAGGAUUAUGGUUCUAGAUGGAGGGAUGGGGACCAUGAUCCAGCGGUACAGGCUAAGUGAAGAAGACUUCCGAGGUCAAGAAUUUAAAGAUCACACCAGACCACUGAAAGGCAACAAUGACAUUCUAAGUAUAACUCAGCCUGACGUUAUCUACCAGAUCCAUAAGGAUUACUUGUUGGCUGGAGCAGAUAUUAUUGAAACAAAUACUUUUAGCAGCACUAGUAUUGCUCAAGCUGACUAUGGCCUUGAACACCUGGCCUACAAGAUGAACAAGUGCUCUGCGACAGUGGCCAGAAAAGCAGCCCAGGAGAUUUCUCUCCAGACAGGAAUUAAGAGGUUUGUGGCAGGAGCUCUUGGCCCAACUAAUAAGACGCUCUCUGUGUCUCCAUCUGUGGAAAGACCAGACUACAGAAAUAUCACAUUUGAUGAACUUGUAGAAGCAUACAAAGAACAGGCCAGAGGACUUCUGGAUGGUGGGGUUGAUAUCUUACUUGUCGAAACUAUUUUUGAUACUGCCAAUGCCAAGGCGGCCUUGUUUGCACUCCAAAAACUUUUUGAAGAGGAAUAUGCCCCACAGCCUAUUUUUAUUUCAGGGACAAUUGUUGAUAAAAGUGGGCGGACUCUUUCUGGACAGACUGGAGAGGCUUUUGUCAUCAGUGUGUCACAUGCAAACCCCCUGUGCAUUGGAUUAAACUGUGCUCUGGGUGCAGCUGAAAUGAGACCUUUUAUUGAAACAAUCGGAAAAUGUUCAACAGCUUAUGUCCUCUGUUACCCAAAUGCAGGUCUUCCCAAUACCUUCGGUGAUUACGAUGAAACUCCGCACAUGAUGGCCAUGCAUCUGAAGGACUUUGCAACUGAUGGCUUGGUCAAUAUAGUUGGUGGAUGUUGUGGUACGACACCAGAUCACAUCAGGGAAAUUGCUGAGGCUGUGAAAAACUAUAAGCCUAGAGUUCCACCUGCCACUGUUUUUGAUGGAUAUAUGUUACUGUCUGGUCUGGAGCCCUUCCGGAUUGGACCAUACACUAACUUUGUUAACAUUGGAGAACGCUGUAAUGUAGCAGGAUCCAGGAAGUUCGCUAAACUCAUUAUGGCUGGAAACUAUGAAGAAGCACUGAGUGUUGCUAAGGUGCAGGUGGAAAUGGGAGCCCAAGUACUGGAUAUCAACAUGGAUGAUGGCAUGCUAGAUGGCCCAAGUGCUAUGACCAGAUUUUGCAACUUCAUUGCUUCCGAGCCUGACAUUGCCAAGGUGCCCUUAUGCAUCGACUCUUCCAAUUUUGCUGUGAUUGAAGCUGGCUUAAAGUGCUGCCAAGGGAAGUGCAUUGUCAAUAGCAUUAGUCUGAAAGAGGGAGAAGAUGACUUUUUGGAGAAGGCCGGAAAGAUUAAAAAGUUUGGAGCUGCCGUAGUGGUCAUGGCUUUUGAUGAAGAAGGGCAGGCAACAGAAACAGAUGCAAAAAUUAGAGUGUGUACCCGGGCCUACCACUUACUGGUGGAAAACCUGGGCUUCAAUCCAAAUGACAUCAUCUUCGACCCUAAUAUCCUUACCAUUGGUACAGGACUGGAAGAACACAACUUAUAUGCUGUUAAUUUUAUUAAUGCAACAAAAGUCAUUAAAGAAACAUUACCUGGAGCCAAAAUAAGUGGAGGUCUUUCCAACUUGUCCUUUUCCUUCAGAGGAAUGGAAGCCAUUCGAGAAGCCAUGCACGGGGUUUUCCUUUAUCAUGCAAUCCAGUUUGGCAUGGACAUGGGAAUAGUGAACGCCGGGAACCUUCCCGUAUAUGAUGACAUCCAUAGGGAACUUCUCCAGCUCUGUGAAGAUCUCAUCUGGAAUAAGGACCCUGAAGCCACUGAGAAGCUCUUACGUUACGCCCAGACCCAUGGCAAAGGAGGCAAGAAAGUCAUCCAGACUGAUGAGUGGAGGAACAGCUCCAUUGAAGAACGUCUUGAGUAUGCCCUUGUGAAGGGCAUUGAAAAAUAUAUUGUUGAGGAUACUGAGGAAGCCAGGCUGAACCAGAAAAAAUAUCCUCGGCCUCUGAAUAUAAUUGAAGGGCCCCUGAUGAAUGGCAUGAAAACUGUUGGUGACCUUUUUGGAGCUGGAAAAAUGUUUCUACCUCAGACCGGUGCUCAGUUGUGGCUUAUGGUGGUGCUGGUGAUUGAACCUGGGAGCUCAGAAACUCAAGCAUUAAAGUUAUCUGCAUAAACAUUAUACUGUCUCUCCACCCCUACAGCUUUAUACUGGGAUACAGUUGGACAAGUUUUAACAUGUUAAUGUGGAAACCUUCACAACUGAGAUAAGGAAUCUCAUUCUCUUUAAUCUGCUCCAAUCUGUGGCACUUUCUCAGUCUUUAGCGAUUCCUAAUUUAAUUUGAACUUUUUCAUUUUUCAUUUUAGACUUAAAGACAGGCUUGCAAAUGGAGUUCAAAAGUAUUCAUGCAUCUCUCACCCAGCUUCUACCCAUUAUGAUAUAUUUUUAUAUGAUCACAGACAGUGGUCAGAACCAAGAAAUUAACAGUGGUAUAUAGCUGUUAACCGAAGACCGUAUCCUGGGGAAGUAGUGCUGCAUGUGUAUCUCUGUCUUUAUUGCCCUAUCUCCCCACCCCUCUCAAUUUCUCUCUGUCUCUAUCAUAUAAGUAAAUAAUAACAAAAAAGGACUGAAUUCAUGUCUCAUCAGCCUUUCUACUACUUUUUAGGUUUUGGGAUCUUAUGUUGCUUUAAUUAUGUCAUUUGAGACCAUGCACAUCUUUUUUCACUCCUGAACUUUAUUUAGCAGACAGUGAUGAAUUUUAUAAAAGACCCUGUUCUGUUUUUUUCUUCUUUUUUUUUUUUUUUUUGCCUCCAGGCUUAUCACUGGGGCUCAGAGAAGGGGAGGAUAGAGAGGGAGAAAGAGACACCUGCAGACCUGCUUCACUGCUUGUAAAGCGACCCCACCCCCACCCCCUGCAAGUGGGGAGCCAGGGGCUCAAACCAGGAUCUUUGUGUGGGUCCUUGCAAGUGUCCAUUAGCAAUCAUUGAGGUCGCUUGGUAAAGAUUCCUGACUCUUUGUAUUUUUCCCAGGUUAUAAAAUCAGCUCGAGUCAUGAAGAAGGCUGUCAGUCAUCUUAUUCCUUUCAUGGAAAAAGAAAGAGAAGAAGCUAAAGUGCUUAAUGACACAGUAGAAGAAGAG